Prorocentrum cordatum is the source of this 1962-nucleotide messenger RNA. The record is from the annotation of a GenBank genome assembly. NCBI's taxonomy places the organism in Eukaryota, Dinophyceae, Prorocentrales, Prorocentraceae.
AUGGCCACAUCUGCCGUACUUCCGCUCGUGGCCCACACGUUUGCCCUGCCGUGGUAUGCGGCCCGGGCACUAGGUGUCGAACCUGCGGCGCUCGGGGAGUCUUUCGGCACCCUGACGGACACCAGGCACGUUCUUGCCAUCGACUUGCUCGUGACUGGCACUCACUUGGCGUUGCCAGUAAGGCCAUACGCUCUUGCCAUUGUCGAGGUGGCCAGUUUACUGUGCUACGUCGUGCCCACCUGGGCGCUGGGGGGGCCAGAGAUGGAGGACGCGCCGUUCACGCUGAGUUUCUUGGUGUGCCUUAUCGGCUCCGCAGCUUGCGGGAAGCGCAGCAUGGAGUUCCAGGAGCGCGCAGAGUUCUUGACGAUGAUCAGGGAGAAGAGUCUACGGUUCCAGUCCGACUUCGCGCUCUCCCAGCACCAGCUGGCCAAGCUCCAGCAGCAGGGCGUGAGCGCGCCCACGGAGCCGUCGGAGGCGGGGAAGGAGUCGUUGCCAUCCACCACGGAGUCGGGAAGAGUCUUCAGCGAGAGCAGAUCCGGCAUCUCCAAGGAUUUCAUAGAGGAGUUGGCGGCCGUCGGCGCGAGGGAGCAGUGGCUCAUCAGGCAAGACGAGAUUGCUGUCACGAGGGGUCGACAGCUGGGGGAGGGAGCCUUUGGGAAGGUCGUCCUGGCCAGGUACCAGGGGAUCCACGUGGCGGUCAAGGUGCCGAAGGUACGCACCAAGAGGAUCACUGACAACUCGCACCUGGUGGAGUUGUGCGACGAGCUGCGCGUCCUCAGGCGCGUCCGCCAUCCAAACAUCGUGCUUUUCUACGGGGCGGUCCUGGACCAGCUAAAUCACGACAUGGCGUUGGUGCUCGAGUUCGUGGACGGCGUGUCGGUCCGGAGCUUCGUGCGGGGCGGUCGGAGGGACGAUGGUGACGGCUCAGGGCCUGCUCCGCCCAGCGCCAUGGAGAGAUCGCAAGUACUGGUGGACGUGGCGUGUGCCUUGCAAUACCUUCACUCGCGCACCCCCGCCAUUGCUCACGGCGACCUGAAAGACCGCAACGUCUUCGUGGAGGUGCCUCGCGCCCGCGCCUCGGUGCGGGCGAAGCUCCUAGACUUCGGGCUGUCGCGCGUGCUGACACGGCACGCCAAGCCGAUGGGUGGCACCCUGCGCUGGGCUGCGCCAGAGCUCCUGCGGACCAUGGGCACGGCCACCGGCACGGCCCCCGACGUCUUCUCUUUCGGCCGCCUCGCCUACUUUGUCGUCACUGGGCGGCUGCCCUUCCAGAGCACGGUGGUCGAGAGCAUUGAGACGGCCGUUGCGCAGCUCGUCGCCCCCCUCGAGUGGCCGCCGGGCAGCUGGCUGGGCGAGAGGUGGCGGCCCGUCGUGGAGCAGUGCACCCGCGAGGAGGCAUCGGCGAGGCCCGGGAUGCAGCAGGUCUACGUGCUGGCCGCGGGCUGCCACGGCGAGAUGCUGGAGUCGGAAGCAUCGGAGCUCCCGCUGGACAUCCUCGGGCUGAUCGCGGGGGGCCAGGCGAGCGGUGACGCGCAGGCCGCGGACAGCACGGGCAGGCCACAGAGCUCCGAUCUGACCCAGUCGGCCACCACCGCGACGCGCAUCUCGCAGACGGAGAGGGCAGAUACGCCAACGAUGCCACUGUCUCGCUAUGCCAGAACGCCCGACGACACUGCCAUCCUCAUGCUCAUCGACACUGUCGUGAGCCUGAAUUUGCAGAUCUCCGCGCAGUCUUGCUGCGAGUUCCAUGGCACGGUGCGGUCUAUGGAGAAGUUGUUGCACAGCCUCCUCCACAAGCCGUGCAAGAGGUGGGAUUCCCUCGAACAUGAGUCAGGGCCCAUUGUCGGCCAGUGUUCUCAGUGCGGGGUUAUGAUACGGAAGAACGUGCAGGACAGCAGCAGCACGCUGCCAGCCAUCUUCGAAUGCUUCUUCUGUGAGCAUCAAAACACUUCUGGAGACUAG